Jaculus jaculus (lesser Egyptian jerboa) is the source of this 3816-nucleotide messenger RNA. RefSeq names its product diacylglycerol kinase kappa-like. NCBI's taxonomy places the organism in Eukaryota, Metazoa, Chordata, Mammalia, Rodentia, Dipodidae. Gene Ontology annotation, molecular function: ATP-dependent diacylglycerol kinase activity. The record is from RefSeq and is a predicted model, not a curated record. Gene Ontology annotation, biological process: lipid phosphorylation; diacylglycerol metabolic process; intracellular signal transduction.
AUGGACCGUGCAAUUGACCCAGCUCAGGGCAGUGCCCCGCCUGAGGAUGGAGAACAGCCCGGAGGGUCCCCCGAGCCGCGGCCACCAUGGCCUCCGCCGCUGCCUGCUCCACCAACGGUUCCUCCGCCACCCGCUCCUCCACCGCUCCCUGAGCCUUCGCCAAUACUGGUACCAGAGCCUGCUCCAGGACCUUGUCUGGAAGCGACUCCAGAAACAGCCACAGAACUAGACGCAGAACCUGCCCCAGAGCCGGCCCUAGAGCCAGCCCGGGAGCCAGACACAGAACUUGCCCCAGAGCCAGCCACAGGCUCGGUCCUAGAACCAGCCCUAGGGCCGGCUCUAAAACCUUACCUAGACUCGACCCCAGACUCUUUCUCAGAACAGGUCCCAGAAUCGACCUCAGAACCUGCUUCACGUCAGGCUCCAGACUUGACCACAGAGCCGCCCCCAGAACGCCAACAGGCCCUAGAGCUGUGCUCUGAGCCAGCUCCAAGGUCUUGUUCGAAGCCGAGUCCAGCACCAUGUCUAAUGCAGUGUCCGGUGGUCCCCGGAGAGGGAGGUAUAAAGAUCUCGCCACUGCCAUCACCCCGAACGCCAAUGACAUGGUCCAGAAUAAAGAAAAUACUGAAAGAAGGACCUCUGUUGAAGAACUGCAGCUCCUUGAAGAGAUGGAAGCUUAGAUAUUUUCUGGUUCAAGUAUAAAAACUCCACUUUGCACACCAUCCUUCGUUUGUACACUUUGAAACAAUUGACCUGUCUCAGGUGGCCUUGGCAGAAAGCAGCUGUAGAAAUCUUUAUCAUGGCUUUUCUGUUAUCACACCACAACAUAAAGUCACCUUGGCUGCACCCAACCGGAAAGACAUGGAAGAAUGGAUUAAUGUCAUAAAAACUGUCCAACAGGGAGAAGUCCGUAAGAUACCUGCAGCAGAAAACAACCCUUUCCUCAUUGGAAUGCAUUACUGGUAUUCCAGCCACAGUUCCAGAAUUCAGUUCUGCAAUGUUUGUCGAGAGAGCAUUCCUGCCUUAUCUCGAGAUGCCAUCAUCUGUGAAGUAUGCAAAGUGAAAUCUCACAGAUUAUGUGCUUUGAGAGCAAGCAAAGACUGCAAAUGGAAUACCUUGUCCAUCACUGAUGACCUCCUUCUACCUGCUGAUGAAAUACAAACAAUGCCUCAUCAGUGGGUAGAAGGAAACAUACCUGCAAGCUCUCAAUGUGCAGUAUGUCAUGAAAGCUGUGGUAGUUAUCGAAGACUGCAAGAUUUCCUCUGUCUCUGGUGCAGUUUUACAGUGCAUAACGGCUGCCAGAGACGGUUUUCAAAGGAAUGUUGCUUCGGGAGUCAUCGCUCAUCAAUCGUUCCUCCCACUGCAUUGAGCGAUCCCAAAGGCAAUGGCCAACUAGUAGUAUCAUCAGACUACUGGAAUAUUGAUUGGUCAUCUGCCUGUUCAUGUCCCUUGCUUAUCUUCAUAAACUCCAAGAGUGGCGAUCAUCAAGGGAUCGUCUUCCUCUGAAAAUUCAAGCAAUACCUUAAUCCGUCUCAAGUGUUUGACCUAUCAAAAAGUGGACCUGAAGCAGGCCUGUGUAUGUUCAAGAACUUUGCUCGUUUUCAUGUUUUGGUUUGUGGUGGAGAUGGCAGUGUGAGCUGGGUCUUAUCUACGAUUGACACUUUUGGAUUGCAUGAAUGGUGUCAGCUUGCUGUUAUCCCACUUGGAACUGGCAAUGAUCUGUCCCGUGUCCUUGGCUGGGGUGCAUUCUGGAACAAAAGCAAGUCACUGCUGGACAUUCUCAAUAGAGUAGAGAAAGCUCAUGUGAGGAUUCUAGACAGAUGGAGUGUGAUGAUACGUGAGACUCCUAGGCAAUUCCCACUGCUAAAAGGACAGGUUGAAAUGGACAUACCAGGAUUUGAGUCUGCAGCUAUCCAUCACUUAGUGACUGCAACCACCGAAUUGAACAAAAUCCUGAAAGCCAAGUGCCCAAUGGAGAUAAUUAUUGCCACUAGAUUUCUGUGCUCAGCAGUAGAAGAUUUUGUGGCUGAUAUUGUAAAGGCCUGGAGUAGGAUAAAACAGAAUAAUACAACAGUAGAGUCUGUGAUUUUGAAAAGUGACUUAAUGUAUGAUAAGCUCAGUGUCCUGAUUGAUGUUUUGACUGAGGAGGCAGAAGCUACCUCUGCUGAGACAGGUGCUGCAAUACAUGCACACAGUGAUAAAGAAGAAGGAAAGCCCUUCGCCCCUCAGCUAGACCACAUAGCCAAGUCCAAAUUAGAGCUGGUCACAAGGGCCCAGAAUCUCCAGAAAUCAUUGAAACUCAUCAUAUUCCAGGUUGAACAAGUUCUGGAUGAGGAGAGCAGACAGACAAUAUCAGUCAAGAACUUUAUGUCAGCUUUCUUCCUGGGAGAUGAUGACUCAGAGGAUUUUGACCAGGCGAGCCCAAGACAUCGUUCUCAUUGUGGCACUUGGUCUUCUAUGCCUUCUCUCAAAAGUGAAGACUUAGAUAAUCUUGACUUGAAACACUUAUAUUUUACACCUGAAGCAAUAUGCUUCAAAGAAAAAUGUGUCAUGAACAACUACUUUGGAAUUGGGCUAGAUGCUAAAAUUUCUCUGGACUUCAACACUAGAAGAGAAGAACACCCAGGACAAUACAAUAGCCGCCUUAAGAACAAAAUAUGGUAUGGCCUACUGGGAAGUAAGGAACUUUUGCAGCGUUCAUACAGGAAACUGGAAGAACGAGUGCAUCUGGAGUGUGAUGGAGAAGUCAUCUCCUUGCCAAACCUGCAAGGCAUUGUAGUACUCAACAUUACCAGCUAUGCCGGAGGUGUAAAUUUCUGGGGAAGCAAUACAGCGACCACAAAAUAUGAGGCUCCUGCAAUUGAUGAUGGGAAGCUGGAAGUAGUGGCAAUCUUUGGUUCUGUGCAGAUGGCCAUGUCUCGUAUUGUCAACCUUCAUCAUCAUCGCAUUGCUCAGUGCCAGGAAGUGAUGAUAACCAUUGAUGGUGAAGAAGGUAUCCCAGUGUAGGUGGAUGGGGAGGCCUGGGUUCAAAGGCCAGGCCUUAUCAAGAUUAGAUACAAGAAUGGUGCUCAGAUGCUAAUGAGAGCUCAGGACUUUGAGAACUCAAUGAAAAUGUGGCAAUGUAAGCAUAAUGAAAUUCAAGCUGCCCUUCAACCCCAACUGUACUCCCAGGAAUCACAAGAUAGCCUCUCUGACAAGGAGUUUGUCCAGAUGCAGCACUUAGCUCGGCUUGCAGAAAACCUCAUUAGCAGACUCCAUGACCUGAGCAAGGUCCACCAGCAUGUGUCUGUCCUCAUGGAUUCUGUGAAUGCUAGUGCUAAUAUCCUGAAUGAUAUGUUUUAUGGCCAAGACAGUGUCAAUGAGGCAGGCGCUGCUUCCUGUACUCUCAUUGAGUUGAGAAAUUCUGAAGAUGAAGCUGCACUACAAACUGCCCUGGAUGCCACGAAUCAGGAGAUUGAAAAACUGCUGGCGAUUGACUGGAUGAAUCUAAUCUUUGUUCCAGUGGAAAAAUCUUCAGACACUGACAGCAGAAGUCACAGGCUGAAAGUUAAUUUCCCUAAAUUAGGGAAAAAAAUGCGAGAAGAGGAAGAAAAACCUAAAUCAAGUAGAAGAUUUCAUGGUUUUCUAGGUAAUUUGUGGCAUCACAGAAACCAUAAAGGUGAAGCAAUAGGUGAUGAUCCUCCAACACCAACAAAUUCUCAACUGUAGUCCUUGAAACCGGGAAGAACUCACACCAUUAGAAUUCUACUGAAAUUCUCAAAACCUCAAUCAAGGCUGAACUAAAUGAUUUCAGAACAAACAUGAGCACCAUCAAGA